UCUUCGACCGUCAGAGCAGCAAGAGCUCAAGCCACUUACAAGAACACAAGAACACAAAUUCCUCAAUCCAAUAUGUCGUCGAUGCAAAUGUCCGAGAUGUCCAAGACCUACCAGUACCGCAAAUUGAUGAAGCCCAUGCUGGAGCGCAAACGCCGGGCCAGGAUCAACAAAUGCCUAGACGAGCUGAAGGACCUGAUGGUAGCCACUCUGGAGUCCGAGGGCGAGCACGUCACCCGCCUGGAGAAGGCCGACAUCCUGGAGCUCACAGUCACCCACCUGCAGAAAAUGAAGCAGCAGCGCCAGCACAAGCGAGCUUCCGGAGAUGAAAGUCUGACCCCGGCUGAGGGAUUCCGAUCCGGAUACAUCCACGCCGUCAACGAGGUUUCCCGUUCGCUGUCCCAACUUCCCGGCAUGAACGUCAGCCUGGGCACCCAGUUGAUGACCCACCUCGGCCAGCGCCUUAACCAGAUCCAGCCAGCCGUUAAAGAAGUCCUGCCAGUCACGGCUCCUCUCUCCGUGCAGAUCGCCACCCGGGACGCCUACUCCGUCCCUAUUUCACCUGUCUCCAGCUUCGCCGGCAGUCCCAACUCCAAUGCCAGCUCGGCCAGCACCUCCCUGUUGACCACCAUUGAUGUCACCAAAAUGGAGGACGACAGCGAGGAUGAGGAGAACGUGUGGCGCCCCUGGUAGAUUCCAGCGAAUCAGCGAUAGAAAGUAAAAGUCUUCCAAGUCUGUGGAAUUCCCCAUUGGACUCACAAUCUAGUUUUAAGCACACAAACCCCACAAACCCGAAAGCUUUAGACGAGGACGCGCACGCAGUUCAUGUGAUAACUAAAUAAAUAAUAAAUUAUAUAGAUACAAUUGAAA
Drosophila bipectinata is the source of this 867-nucleotide messenger RNA. It is a transcript of the gene E(spl)mgamma-HLH, whose product is annotated as Enhancer of split mgamma, helix-loop-helix. Gene Ontology annotation, cellular component: nucleus. The record is from RefSeq and is a predicted model, not a curated record. Gene Ontology annotation, molecular function: RNA polymerase II cis-regulatory region sequence-specific DNA binding; protein dimerization activity; DNA-binding transcription factor activity, RNA polymerase II-specific. Gene Ontology annotation, biological process: regulation of transcription by RNA polymerase II; regulation of neurogenesis; anterior/posterior pattern specification. Lineage: Eukaryota; Metazoa; Arthropoda; Insecta; Diptera; Drosophilidae.